AUGCUGCGCCUGGGGCUGUGUGCGGCCGCGCUGCUGUGCGUGUGCCGGCCAGGCGCCGUGCGCGCCGACUGCUGGCUCAUCGAGGGCGACAAGGGCUACGUGUGGCUGGCCAUCUGCAGCCAGAACCAGCCGCCCUAUGAGACCAUCCCGCAGCACAUCAACAGCACGGUGCAUGACCUGCGACUCAACGAGAACAAACUCAAGGCCGUGCUCUACUCCUCGCUCAACCGCUUCGGGAACCUCACCGACCUCAACCUCACCAAGAACGAGAUCUCCUACAUCGAGGAUGGCGCCUUCCUGGGCCAGGCGAGCCUGCAGGUCCUGCAGCUGGGCUACAACAAGCUCAGCAACCUGACCGAGGGCAUGCUGCGCGGCAUGGGCCGCCUGCAGUUCCUCUUCGUCCAGCACAACCUCAUUGAGGUGGUGACGCCCGCCGCCUUCUCCGAGUGCCCCAGCCUCAUCAGCAUCGACCUGUCCUCCAACCGCCUGAGCCGCCUCGACGGCGCCACCUUUGCCAACCUCGCCAGCCUCAUGGUAUGCGAGCUGGCGGGCAACCCGUUCAACUGCGAGUGCGACCUCUUUGGCUUCCUGGCCUGGCUCGUGGUCUUCAACAACGUCACCAAGAACUAUGACCGCCUGCAGUGCGAGUCGCCGCGAGAGUUCGCCGGCUACCCGCUGCUCGUGCCCAGACCCUACCACAGCCUCAACGCCAUCACUGUGCUGCAGGCCAAGUGCCGCAAUGGCUCGCUGCCCGUCCGGCCCGUGAGCCACCCCACGCCCUAUUCCACCGACGCCCAGAGGGAACCCGACGAGAACUCAGGCUUCAACCCAGACGAGAUCCUAUCCGUGGAGCCACCAGCCUCAUCCACCACUGAUGCGUCCGCGGGGCCCGCCAUUAAGCUGCACCAUGUCACCUUCACCUCGGCCACCCUGGUGGUCAUCAUCCCUCACCCUUACAGCAAGAUGUACGUGCUGGUUCAGUACAACAACAGCUACUUCUCCGAUGUCAUGACCCUCAAAAACAAGAAGGAGAUUGUCACGCUUGACAAGCUGAGGGCGCACACUGAGUACACCUUCUGCGUGACCUCUCUGCGUAACAGCCGCCGCUUCAACCAUACCUGCCUGACCUUUACCACGCGGGACCCUGUGCCAGGUGACCUGGCGCCCAGCACCUCCACCACCACCCACUACAUCAUGACCAUCCUGGGCUGCCUCUUUGGCAUGGUGAUCGUGCUGGGGGCCGUCUACUACUGCCUGCGUAAGCGACGCAUGCAGGAGGAGAAGCAGAAGUCGGUCAACGUCAAGAAGACCAUCCUGGAGAUGCGUUAUGGGGCUGACGUGGAUGCUGGCUCCAUCAUCCACGCCGCCCAGAAGCUGGGCGAGCCCCCCGUGCUGCCUGCCGCCCGCAUGCCCUCCCUCCCCUCCAUGAUUGGGGAGAAGCUCCCCACUGCCAAGGGGCUGGAGGCUGGGCUGGACACACCCAAGGUGGCCACCAAAGGCAACUACAUCGAGGUGCGUACGGGUGCCGGCGGGGACGGCCUGGCCCGGCCUGAGGACGACCUCCCAGACCUCGAGAAUGGCCAGGGUUCGGCUGCAGAGAUCUCCACCAUUGCCAAGGAGGUGGACAAAGUCAACCAGAUCAUUAAUAACUGCAUCGACGCCCUCAAGCUGGACUCAGCCUCUUUCCUGGGGGGUGGCGGUGGUGGGGGAGAUCCAGAGCUGGCCUUUGAAUGCCAGUCCCUCCCUGCAGCCACUGCCGCCUCCUCGGCCGUGGCCUCUGGGGCGCUGGAGAGGCCCAGCUUCCUCUCACCCCCCUACAAGGAGAGCGCCCAUCACCCUCUGCAGCGCCAGCUGAGCGCUGAUGCCGCCGUGACCCGCAAGACCUGCAGCGUGUCCUCCAGCGGCUCCAUCAAGAGCGCUAAGGUCUUCAGCCUGGACGUGCCCGAUCACCCGGCCGCCUCGGGGCUCACCAAGGGCGACUCCAAAUACAUCGAGAAGGGAAGCCCCCUGCACAGCCCGCUGGACAGGCUCCCGCUGGUGCCAGCGGGCAGCAGUGGGGGUGGCGGGGGCGUCCACCACCUGGAGGUGAAGCCCGCCUACCACUGCAGCGAGCACCGGCAUAGCUUCCCCGCCCUGUACUACGAGGAGGGCGCCGACAGCCUGAGCCAGCGCGUGUCCUUCCUCAAGCCUCUGACCCGCUCCAAGCGUGACUCCGCCUACUCGCAGCUCUCCCCCAGACACUACUACUCAGGUUACUCCUCCAGCCCUGAGUACUCCUCCGAGAGCACGCACAAGAUCUGGGAGCGCUUCCGGCCCUACAAGAAGCACCACCGGGAGGAGGUGUACAUGGCCGCCGGCCACGCCCUGCGCAAGAAGGUCCAGUUCGCCAAGGACGAGGACCUGCACGACAUCCUGGAUUACUGGAAGGGGGUCUCGGCCCAGCAGAAGCUGUGA
Messenger RNA from Orycteropus afer afer, 2454 nucleotides. RefSeq names its product extracellular leucine rich repeat and fibronectin type III domain containing 2 (gene ELFN2). The transcript has a single exon. Lineage: Eukaryota; Metazoa; Chordata; Mammalia; Tubulidentata; Orycteropodidae. The record is from RefSeq and is a predicted model, not a curated record. Gene Ontology annotation, cellular component: plasma membrane. Bases 1 to 2454 code for a protein of 817 amino acids. Gene Ontology annotation, molecular function: protein binding.